Salvelinus fontinalis (brook trout) is the source of this 1554-nucleotide messenger RNA. RefSeq lists its product as uncharacterized. Bases 401 to 1270 code for a protein of 289 amino acids. The transcript is spliced from 8 exons. The record is from RefSeq and is a predicted model, not a curated record. Lineage: Eukaryota; Metazoa; Chordata; Actinopteri; Salmoniformes; Salmonidae.
AGUCACUGUUGAAUACCAAUCUGCACUAACGCAUUAACAAUAAUAUGAAAUGUUAUUACAGAAAGUCUGCUGUGUGUUAUAUGACGAAGGUGCUUCCUGUUUCACUGCUUUUCCCUAUCCUGCCAUACCUUACAGGCUUGCCCUACCUUACAGGCUUGCCCUACCUUACAGGCUUGCCCUACCUUACAGGCUUGCCCUACCUUACAGGCUUGCCCUACCUUACAGGCUUGCCCUACCUUACAGGCUUGCCCUACCUUACAGGCUUGCCCUCGUUCAGAUCUUACAACAGUGGUCAUAGAAGCUGAACAUGAACUCUGCUCCACCGUAAACUCAUUAUUAUUGUAAGGAGUCACGUAGAUAGUGUGUGUUGAGUAUAAAAUAGUACAGUACGUGUGUGAAGAUGAAGGCCUAUAGUUUGCUGUGUUUAAUAUUUCUACUCCCUGUCACAGUUAUUGGACAAACGACACCAGAUCCAAGUUGUGUAACAGUAGAUGACUUUGAAGUGUGCACAGGAACUGCAUAUACAUGCAAUGCUGAGAAAAGCAAAUGCUACUGUAAGGACAAGAAACCUUUCUGUAGGUGUAACAACUACAUAGACAAGUGGUACAUAGGGGAGAAGUGUGACUUUGAGUGGACCAUAUUGAACUUUGCCCUGGUAUCAUCUCUACCAGGACUGGCCCUGGCUGUUAUUGUUGGUGUGAUGGUCCAGUGUGUCCAUUACUUAAGGAAACCAGCAAAGAAACAAAAGGAUCGCACAACGAGUUACACAAACUAUGCAAUGUCACCGACAACAUAUUAUGAAAAUAACCAAGAUGACAUGUUCUCCAACACAGUGUUUGCCUCAGACAUGCCGAAUCGGCCAAAGCCCCCCAGUGUCCAGCCCACCCAGGAGAGGUUUCCCAUAUCCAACUUACCCAACCGCCCUUACAGCCUUCAACCAAACGGCAUGCGGCCCACUUUAGAUAGAUUGUCUUUGACCAACCCUACAAGCCAGCCAUACAACUAUGCUACAGGUAUGACGCAGCCCCUGGGUAACCUCUAUCCCAAGUCUCCAUCGCCAAGGAACCCGUAUGAAGACAGAGCGCCACCUCCAGACUGUUAUGACGACCAGCACAUGAGACCAACACAGCCCCCACCAGGACACAACGGCAUGAUGAGAGAAGGCAUGUCUGGGUAUCCUGCGCCCAGUUCACCUGCUCCCCUCUAUUCAGCACCGGAGUACAACCUCAGUUCCCAGUUUCCCAGAGCCCAGAUAGGGAGACACUACUGAGGACAAACAGGAGUGACCAUGGCCUGAAUUAGAACGCCACCAAUUUCACUAUCACAAUUCAAAAAAGUUCAACUCGUAUAUAAUUUAAAGUGAGUGGAAAAUGUAAACAUUCAAGGACUUUGUCAACUUUAAUUUAACGUACUAAAAAAUGUAUUGUGGCUGGCUGCUAAGUUUUAUGAGUAAUCCCCAUUGACUGAUUAUGAAAUUUGCUCAUAUUUUUGCAGUUUUAAGAUUUAUUGUUUGACAAUUUUGUAACUAAUAAAGGCUAUUAUUCCUAGAUUCAA